Messenger RNA from Parasteatoda tepidariorum (common house spider), 1451 nucleotides. RefSeq names its product sn-1-specific diacylglycerol lipase ABHD11. NCBI's taxonomy places the organism in Eukaryota, Metazoa, Arthropoda, Arachnida, Araneae, Theridiidae. The record is from RefSeq and is a predicted model, not a curated record.
AUGAACUUUUCUUUAAAAAUUUUCAUUAAAUAAGCACUGAUUUCAAUAUUAAACGAUUUGAUUUCACCUUGAUGGAAUUUGAGCCAACUUUCCUGGUUGACAUGAUUUUACACUUGCACCGAAAUUUGUUGCCCGAAAUCUAUGCUAUUGAAUAAAAUGAACAAGGGAAUUUUUAUUUUUCAUUUGGCGUAUCAAAUAAUAUGUUAAUUUACAGGCUUGUUUUGGGCUUAAAAAUUGAUUCUUCAUGAACUAAAAGGGUAGAUUUAACCAGAAAAAUUUGAGAUUCCCUAGUUUACAUGCUUUUUAUAGCAUAAAGUAGUAUUAUUUCUGUGAAAGUAAUGAGUACUGGAGUUAUUACACCUUAGAGGAAAACACUUCUUAAUAAAAUAUCUACCUAAGGAAACAAUACCAGGAAAUGUUUUUUAAUCUUUUCUCAAAGUCAUUCUGGAAAGUGUGUCAUCAUUUUUGUACAAUUAAAGUAUCAUUCAUAUAAAUAUUUAUUGCGGGUUAAAUAAAGAGUAAUUUCUUUAUUUAGAUAUUUUUUCAGUGUCUUAACAGUCAUAAGAAUUAAAUAAAUAAUGACUAGAACGAAGUGGGAGAACAGGAUAUCUACAAAAUAUGGAAUUAAUCGAUCUGACUAUAUUCCAAUAAAGUUCUCAUUCCUUAUUGUUAAACCUGAAGAUGGUUUAGACUUAUCGUUGAGCCCAAUUAUUUUUCUUCAUGGUUUAAUGGAAUCAAAAGAAGUGUGGCUAAAUAUUGCCCAAACAAUUUGUGAUCUGACAAAAAGAAAGGCUUAUGUCUAUGACGCAAGGAAUCAUGGUGACAGUGAAUGGACUGAGGAAUUCACAUUGGACCUGCUUGUCGAGGACUUAAAUUAUUUCAUGGACACUAAUUGUAUUCCCAAAGCAAUUUUAAUUGGAUACAGUGUAGGUGGAUAUGUUGCAAGUAGAUUAGCUUUAAAAAGUCCAGAAAAAGUGGAAUUAGUUGUCAUUGAAGAAGCGUUAUUAGAUAAAUAUCCAAAGUACUUUAUUGAAGCAUCCAUCAAACUUAUGCUGUUAUGGGCGGACGCUGUAAGCAAAGCUCCUACAGACACCAGUAUAAAGGAGACAAUUAAGUUUGCUGUGGAUUACAUGCAUGACCGAAUUCCUCUACCUAAACGAGUAAGUCAACAUUUGAACUUUUUGGGAUACCAGCAAGUGACAUAGAGUGGGUAUCUCAAUCCUGAUUGGUUGUUGAAACGUGGCAUUUGUUUACGUUAUCAGCUGUUCUUUUCAUUCUAUUUAGAGUAAGCCAAUCCUGUCAAGUAUCAAUUCUCUUAAGUGCCACAUUCUAUAUUCUUUCACAAAGAUUCUUUCACGAAAAUUUCAAUUCUUUCGCUGUAUAUUUCUAACUUAACACAAAAACUGGCAGGAAGCCAUGUAGAAUAUAAAUUAACUAAUUAUGCAUUGAAA